Candidula unifasciata is the source of this 1274-nucleotide messenger RNA. NCBI's taxonomy places the organism in Eukaryota, Metazoa, Mollusca, Gastropoda, Stylommatophora, Geomitridae. The record is from the annotation of a GenBank genome assembly.
AUGAUCAAGUCGCGACCGUCCAUGGUUGCGUCACUGAGAGAGUACAAGUUCAUCUACGAGUGUUUGUUCGAGGAGUUCCAGGCUGGGGACACGGUGCUCCGGCUGGACCUCACCGAUAAGUUCAGGGCGCUGGAAGCUAGGAACCCACAGACAGGUUUCUCCUACCUGAUGGAUGAGUAUAGGAUGUUGUCGACGUUCACACCUGACCUCCACCCCCGCACAUGUACGGCCGGACUUCUGCCCGAGAAUGAGAGGAAGAACGUGGAUCAAAGUAUAGUCCCUCCAGAUUUCUACAGACCUUUCCUGAAUGUUAGAGGCAACCCUUCCACUGACGGAUACAUCAACGCCCUCUUUGUGGACGGCUUCCGGCGACAGCGCGAGUUCCUGGUCACACAGUGCCCGCUCAACAACACGGUCUAUGCCUUCUGGAGAAUGGUCUAUGACUAUCAGGUGCAGUCUAUUGUUCAACUAGGAACCUUCAGUGGACACAACCAGGCACAGUACAUCCCCGUCACUGGUUCCCGGAGGUUCGAGUACCUGCUGGUGGAGCUGGUCAACGUGAGCCUCCAGCGGUCUAUCACCAUCAGGAACUUGAAGCUGUGUUCGGAUACCUUGGCAGGAGUGGAGAACAGAGCUGUUAGACAUUUUCAGCUGGCACACGGACAGGAGGACAACACAGCGGCACCCGUAAGCCAGGAUUCUUGCCCUAACAGUCCCGCAGAAAUCAUUCACCUCCUUGAGCUUGUCAUGGCUUGGCAGAAGGCGGCAAACAGGCGAACUCGACCAAUCGUUGUCUGCUGCACAAACGGAGCCACUCACUGUGGAGUCUUUUGUUGCUCUGCGGUGCUGUGUGAGCGUCUACGUGAGGACCAGGAGGUGGAUCUCUACCACACGGUGAAACACGUCAAGCGGAGACGACCACAGUUCAUUGCUGACUUUGACCAGUACCGCUUCCUGUACCAGGUGUUGUUGGAGUACAUGGAUAAUUUCCUUGAUAAUGGAGGUGAGGUGAAGGACGGAGGUGAGGGCACUGAAAAAUUAUUGGUUGACUGUCGUUGUCUCCAUAGAAUCCUGGACAACAUGGAUCCAUGUGAUGAUGUGUCCCUGAGAGCGACAGACUGUAGUCCGUGUGCCACUCAAAGACAGACCUCGGUACGGUUCCGGCCCUCAGCGCCUGCUGGCUAUGGCAUGUCUGAAGGUAACUCGUGUGUGAUCUCUUCUUUUGCAGGGAUUCCAGUGCUGGAAACAGAACUGAAAGGAGAGAAAGAAACAAU